Molecule: messenger RNA, 661 nt
Organism: Musca domestica (house fly)
Lineage: Eukaryota; Metazoa; Arthropoda; Insecta; Diptera; Muscidae
Exons: 2
Coding region: 34-519 (161 amino acids)
Source: RefSeq, a predicted model, not a curated record
AUAAUAAUAAUAAAUUUGAAGAAAGGAUAUAUCAUGGCAAAUGCAAAAUUAGAAAAACGCGAACAUAAAUAUCAUUGCAAUAAUGAACAUUUACGUGGAGUUGAAGCGGAGAUCCAAGCAUCUCAGAAAGAUGCUUUUUUCCGCGAAGAGGAAACGGUUCUUUUUUCAUUCCAUGAUGGAAUAUUUAGUGACUCCUCUACUCCGGACAACUCGAAUUUGACAGAGAGUAUUGACAACAAUAUUGGCAUGAUGUCUCCAGGGAUAGCCGGUAUAACUAGAGAGUUGGUAAAGGCCGUGUGUGGAGGUAUGACGAAGUAUCUGAAAACUGUGUUUGUCAGAUAUUUCCGUCCUCAGAGGCACGAAAAAAACAUCAAUCAUACAUUGCUUAAAUUGUUAAUCCUUCUGAUGUUCAUGAUGUGGCUUAUCCCGGACGCCGAUGGCUUUUUACAUUUAAGAAAGAAUUGCAAGUGUGUCUUGAAGAUCACCGGACGAUGCAUCAGAAAUGAACUGUGUGAAUAAUACUUACAAAGCAUGGAAAAUCCAUUGACUAAUUAAGCUUCAAAGGAGUCCACAAAGAAUAAUGCCAAAGAACAAAUUAUGCCGAGAACGACAAUCAUGAAACUGAAAAUUAUUUAUGGAAUUAAAAAUUCUUGAAUGUCCA